Messenger RNA from Nicotiana tabacum (common tobacco), 1076 nucleotides. Its product is annotated as extracellular ribonuclease LE-like. Gene Ontology annotation, cellular component: extracellular region. NCBI's taxonomy places the organism in Eukaryota, Viridiplantae, Streptophyta, Magnoliopsida, Solanales, Solanaceae. Gene Ontology annotation, molecular function: RNA binding; ribonuclease T2 activity. Gene Ontology annotation, biological process: RNA catabolic process. The record is from RefSeq and is a predicted model, not a curated record.
UGGUUUCAUCAUCGAUCUUUAUUAAGUCUUCUCUAGCACAAAUUAACACAGAAUAAGUAAAUAUGAGAUCCAUCAAGUUUGUCUUGGUCAAGCUCGUUAUCUUUCAAUGUAUAACGUUAUUAGUACAUGCUAAGGACUUAGAUUUCUACCGCCUUACCCUACAGUGGAAUCCAGCAGCAUGCUACAAUAGGAUUAUAGGUAAAUGCUGUAACACAACCACGGGAAGACCAGCAGAAGAUUUUGGUAUUGCUGGACUAUGGCCAUCUUACAACAAUCUCACAUAUCCAGAAAACUGUAAUAAGGCAGGCCCUUAUGAUGAAACGCAAAUCUCGGACUUGCUGAGUAGUAUGCAAAAGAAUUGGCCCAAAAUAUCUUGUCCAUCAAACAAUGGAACUAGUCUGUGGGCUAAGGAAUGGAAGGAACGUGGUACUUGUUCUAGGCUCAACAUGCAUUCUUAUUUCGAAACAGCUCUUGAUCUUAAGGAAAAGCUGAACCUGAUUCAAGAUGUUAAGCGUUACGGACUCGAACCAAAUGGACAAUUUUACCACUGGCGUCACAUCAAUGCAGCCAUAAAAUUAGCUAUUGGACAUGUGAUCGCUAUAGAAUGCAAUCUUGGUUUAACUGCGGACAGCCAGUUUUACAGGGUUCACAUAUGUGUUGAUAAAUCUGGUUCGGACUUCAUUGACUGCCCAAUUAACCUCACCGAAAUCUCUGAGACAACAUGUUCUUCAUCUACUAAAUGGUCUGGCUACGAUACAGAUAGUGUCCUUGAAGAGCGAUCUGCCUAUUCUUGGGCAAGGAAAUAAAUCUGUGCAAAAGUAUGACCACUUUUAUCAUGAAACAAGGAAACUUCUUUGUACUUCGUUCAUGCUUUUAAAGUGAUGUUUGCAAGUUCAACGUUUAAGUCAAGUCGGUGUUCUCUUGCAAUAAAGAUUCUUUAGAUGGUACACAUCAAAAGAACUGUGUCCUUUUUAUCUUCUUCUUUAUUUUCUGACCAUGGUUGUACCCUAUUUACUUCUUUUUGUCAUGGAAAUAAAAUUGCAAGCUUGUUCCUUAAUAAAAAAAAAAAAAAAAAA